UAUUCUUUAAACAGCAUGUGAACGCAUCAGUCAGAAAUCAUGGCGCCGACCAGAAAACGCAACGUGAGUUCAGUAAAAACAACAGAACCAAGUGCAAAAACUGGAAAAAUUGACCUUAAUAGCAAAGUCGAGAGAAUACUUGAGAGCAGAAAACAUGCCAACGACGUUUUUGACGUCCUCGAGGUUCUUCAGUCUGAAAAAGAAAAGACUAUCAUCAGUGCUGUCAAUGCGUGCAGCAAACUAUUCAGCGCCCUGUUGGAGAAGAAAGAGCUGUUCAAGGGAAAACUGCCCGCAGAGGACGAUGCUCUGAGUGGGAGUUACAGUGCUGAAGAGAAGUACCGCAUAUUCAUGAGACACCGGUACAACAGCUGUGUGGAGAUGCUGCUUGAACACCUCAGCCAUGAGCAACAUGGAGUUAAGGAGAGCGCUAUGUCCUGCUUGAUGAAAUUUGCUGCAGCAGAGGGACAGCAUCCCCUCGAGGACCUGGACUGGACUGAACACUACAGCUUUCCAAGAGAGCUCAUCUUGGCUGUGGUGGACAGACUGCUGUCCAAAACUACAGACAACUCCCUGCUGAUCUCCAGAUUCCAGGAGUUCCUUGAGAUGGAGGACGUACGCUACUACGUCAUGAGCUCCAUCCGUGAGAAUGUGGGUCAAGUUCUGGACAAAAGCAAAGGGGCUGUGAUGCCUGUAUAUCAGAGCAAUGUGCUCACCCUCAUGUCCAACAUCAGUGUGCCGAGCCAGGAAUCAGAGCUUAACAACUUUAUGGUCAAACAGGAAGCUAAGCACGAGGACUGGAAAGCCGCAAAACUGCUUGAACACAAGCGUGCCUUUGAGAAGAUGUGGCUUGGCUUUCUCAAGUACAAGCUGCCAAACAACAUGUACAAAAAGAUCCUGGUCAUCCUCCAUGACUCCAUUUUGCCACACAUGAGUAAACCCACGCUGAUGAUUGACUUCUUGACUGCUGCCUAUGAAGUCGGUGGGGCUAUCAGUUUGCUGGCCCUCAAUGGACUGUUUGUCCUCAUACAUCAACACAACCUAGAUUACCCUGACUUCUACAAGAAGUUGUAUAAUCUGCUUGAGCCGUCUGUUUUCCAUGUGAAGUACAGAGCUCGCUUUUUCCACCUAGCUAACCUCUUCCUCAGCUCCAGUCACUUGCCAGUGUACCUCGUUGCUGCCUUCGCCAAACGGCUGGCUCGUCUGGCUCUCACAGCCCCGCCCACAGCCCUCCUCAUAGUGCUGCCCUUCAUCUACAACCUGAUCCGUCGCCACCCGUCCUGCAGAGUCCUCAUUCACAGGCCCACUACAGGAGAUGAGCUUUUGGAGGACCCAUAUCUUAUGGAUGAAGGGGAUCCUGCUCAUUGCUGUGCCUUAGAGAGCAGCUUGUGGGAGAUUAAGACUCUGCAGAAGCAUUAUCAUCCAGAUGUGGCCAAAGCUGCUAUGUCAAUCAACUCGCCCCUUUCAGAACAAGAGGAGGACAUCAACGAGGUUUUGGAGAUAACAACAUAUGAGGUGAUGGAGAGAGACCUGAAGCAGUCUCAAAAGAAGAGUGUCCCACUGGAGUUUGAAACUGCCACACAGUUACUACAAGGAGGAGGGGAUGUGCUGGGGCAGCACUUCUGCCUGGAUUAAAACCAUUAAAAAAAAACAAGGAACUGGAUUCACAUGUGGGUAAUAUUUCUGGGACCAGCAGUAACAGCAGAGGAAAGUUCAGAGGAAAUGCAUUUGAUCUUGAGUUGUGUUGUUAUAUUUAUACGUCUCUGAUGUGUCACUUUAGCACAUCAAUAAAAAAUACUUUUUGAAGCUCA
This is a messenger RNA of Notolabrus celidotus (New Zealand spotty), 1808 nucleotides long. It is a transcript of the gene noc4l, whose product is annotated as nucleolar complex associated 4 homolog. Lineage: Eukaryota; Metazoa; Chordata; Actinopteri; Labriformes; Labridae. Gene Ontology annotation, biological process: ribosome biogenesis. The record is from RefSeq and is a predicted model, not a curated record. The coding region runs from base 40 to 1632 and encodes 530 amino acids. The transcript has 15 exons. Gene Ontology annotation, cellular component: Noc4p-Nop14p complex; nucleolus; small-subunit processome.